GUAUAUGCCGACAAACACAAUUUAUUAAGUUCGUUUUUUUCUGCGUCAAUGAAGUCAUGUGAAAUCGAUGCUCACGCCAUUAUCAUUAACAGCUAUAAUGACAUGAUUGAUAUUUAUUUCCGAAGAAUAUGAUGAAACUUUUCCAAUUGAAGCCAGAAGAAGAAAAACUGAUAACCGAGCAACGCUUUCUACAAAGUAAUUUAGUGCUACAGUGUUACCGGUACAGGCGACUUGUUCUUGUUCGAUAAACAACUUCCUUCGUGAUCCAAAAAUAGCCAAAAUAACAUGUCCUCGAUCAUGAAAUUUACCAAAGAUCACGGCAAACUGCAGCUGCAUUGGGUCGAUUGGGCAUGCAUCGGAUUCCGUGACUAACCGUAUCGUGUUGUGUAGUGUUAUUUCCCGCGUGUCAAGCCCAAAUUCCCGAAAUUUACCCCCGAAAAAAAUAAUAAUAAAUCCAAUCACAUGCCGUGUCACGGGUAGUUCAUCGGCCCAAGCCACCGAUACGGAUAGAUGAAUGGAUUGGGCCAAGUUUUGCAAUGACGACGACGACGACGUAUCAUUUUCCCCUCAUUUGACCCAGUUUGGAAGUUAACCAUGGAGGACCGCUCCUUCCUGUCCCUCCAGUCGGUGUAGUGAAAUAUUAGUGUGGAUGUUACCUUCGUUACCGCCUACCGGUGUUACGGAAACGGAUAACCAUUGAUUAAACAAUCCCCGCGUCGAGGCGUCAAAUGCCGGAAGAAGCCUUUCUGGUCCCGUCGUAACUGGCAUUCCGAAGCUGCAGCAAUGAAUCCGAGCGCGAGCCAAGAAGUGACCGUGUUUUUCGGUGUUUGAAGUUUUUUUGAGAUUUCAUUUGUUGAAGUCGGGCAUUUGAAACAUGUUUCUUAUAAAAAAAUGAUGAAGAAAAAGGGCAAAAGUUUUUCAAAGUGUUUAUAAGUUGGAUGUGCUUGGAGAACAAUACAAACAAACGCUAAAAUAGGCGUCUAAAAAAUGGUGUGUUAAAAUGCUAGUUUCAUUCGAAUACUGAUAGUUUGAAAAUGUUUAAAUUAACUUAGUAUUAUCGAAGGAAAACAUAUCCUGAGAAAAACAACAUGCGGUCGGAAAAUAAGGAAGGAAAUUCAACGGCCACCAGUGUGUACCGUAUAUUACAGAGUCCGGCUCCGAUAUGCAUGUUUUACUUCGCCCAUCCAUUCGGGAUAUCUUCUCCGGCCGAUUCAUCUUCAUCAUCGAGCAAGCCAAUAGCAGCUCCGGUUAAACUUCCCCGGCAGGAUGCAAUCAAUCGCAAGCCCGUUCCACUACCGGCACCCAAGUACGAAAGGCAGCCAUCGAAGGCGGAAAUUAUCGUUCGGCAGCGUCCGGAAUCUCGCGAUAAUUCUAAAAAAUCUGCUUCUAACGUUGUUUGUCGUUAUGAAUCGCGACCGUCAAAGCCGAGCAAACCGGAAAAUCGAACUGGCAAAGUGAAAAAGAACAAAUCUAGUUUAAGUCCAACCACGGGUGUUUCCGCAAAUGAGACCAAACCGGUGAAAAGCAAAUGUGUCGGGCCUUGUGCCACAGCGCCGCAACCGUUGUCGGUGAAGCCGUACGCGAAAACGAAGAAGCGGCCCAAUGCAAUCGAGCGUGAUAUCCGGCAGAUUCAGCUGAAGCCCUGGCCCAGUUCAAUAUGGAAUCGGGAUUUUCUGAUACCGCCGCUGCUGCAGGUGCUGGCAAAGCAACAUGGUCGCAAAAUUCCGGAUAUCGAGCAAAUAUUGCGCACCGUCCGUUCUGCCUGGAACACACCGAAAUCUCAACGAUCUUUACUGCAAAGCCAGGACAGCCGGGAAUCGUCCUCGUCCAGCUGGGAUUUAUCGAGUUCGUGCGAUAGUGGCAACAACAACAACUACAACAACCACUACCACUAUCCUUUCUGCGAUCAGGAUCCGAGGAUGGGUGCCGGAACGUAUGCCACCGUGAUGGGUUCCGGGCCCGGUUUGCUGCGGAGACGCUACUCGGUGCCUGAAAUUAUUAUGAGGAAGCAUACCUUAACCCAGCAGAAAUCGUACGAUGAAGUGCCGCACGACAGCAACCACAACAUCAUCAAUGUAAGCAACAAAAACUCCUACCCUUCGCCACCGCCAUAUCAUAGCCCGAAGCACCGUCAGCAGCAGCAGCAGCAACAAACGAAGGGACCAACCGGGCCAAUGACACGUGGUUCUGCUGCUGGUGCGGUCAACAACGGUAAGAAGUUCCAACAGUCGCCGGCGGCGCACCGGAAAUCGAUUAUGAUGAGGGCGAGUGGCGGCGGAAGCAGUGGAAGUGUAGAGGAUUUUGGUAGCAGCAGCGGCAGGCCGCCGCAGCUCGUUUCGACCGGGUCCGAAUCAAAUUUGGCCAGUUUGAAGCGUCAACAACAACAGCAGCCAGGUGGUAUUAGUCGUAAUCAAAAGUGUAGUAGUGUUAAUGGUAUAAAUAGCAGCACUCAUAAUAAUAACAAUAACAACUAUAUUGGUCCUGGGGGGGCAGCAGGUGCCAUGGGAGGUGGUGCGGUGGCGGGGGCGUCGGGGACGGCGGAUUUUUCUAUGAGAAAAUCGACCCUACUGCGAAGGAUGUGGAGCAAAGAAAUGCGGCGGUACGAUCGGUCCGGCAGUUGGUCACCCCCACUCAGGAGGGCACCUCGCCGAAUCUAUAGCAUUGAAAGUAUCUCGGCGACAACGCCGCCGUCACCUGAGGUGGGUGGUGGCUCGGGAGGGAGGGGAAAUAGUAGCAGGGGUGGGAGUGGCAGCGAGAGUGGCAGCAGUUGUGCGACACCCACGGCAACCUCCUGUAAGGAAUGUGCGAAGUUGGAAAAUCAGUAUAGUAGUGGCGCUAGAGGCGGAAAGUCGGUGUACGAAUCCCCGAAAAGACUCCGGUUGGCGGCAUCGUUGAAUAACAUUAAUAAUAACCUUCAGAAGGUUGACGAUUGUGUUGAGGUGCUUAGCCGGACCAGCAGCCCCAAUCGGAAUUUAGUUUCCACCAGUGAGGGUUUGCUGGAUGACAGUGCGAGUGUAACGACCAAAAGUUCGAAGGCGGAAGUAUCCAGUACAACCGGAACCAAUCCCAAUACUCCGUUGAUUAGACACAACGAGAAGGUCGUCAAUGAUCGCUCUAAGCGUAAUUUGAUCUUCAUGAGUGCUGGUCCGGAUACCCCUAGUACGGCCAUUGAUGUCGAACUAGACGAGGCGGAUCUCGAGUCGAGCGAUUCUUCCUCGGUUGCGUCGCAAGCCUGUGUUCGACCGGUGGGCGGCGGUAUAACUGGCAACACUGGCACUAUCCUUGAGGCGAGCGAAGAAGUUACAACAAUCGAUAAUGAACCUAACGCCGAGCAAGAUGAAGAUGACGACGGGACCAGUACUAUUCUGAACGUGCAGGAUAACGAAAGUGAUCUCAGUGAAUUUCUUCAGGAAGAAGCCUUCGCCGGGAAAGAUGAUUGUGAAGAUCGUGGCCAAGCUGCUGCUCAGUGCAAUAGUGGUGCUAAUGUUAAUGUACAUCCUCGAGAACGUGCUAAGGCUGCUGGUGGUGAUGCGCCAUCACGAGCUGGAGCAGGAGCCGUUACUGUGAAUGGUGAAGUGAAAAUCGAAAGUCAGUUCCCGUUCCGGAAGCAAGUUACGCGUCGCGGCAGUAACGCGAGUAGUAGUGCCGUUAGCAUUUCCGCUGAUAGUACCGACUGUGAAAGUGUGUGCAAUGAUGAAAUUCGCUUCAACAAAAUCGCUAGCUCAUUAGCACGUGAAGACAUCUUACGCAAUGAGGAUCGUCUCGAUGAGUACAUAUCGAACCUGCUGGUGGAUAAUUUGAAUAAUCUCGUAGAGACUCAAGAGGUUGACACGCGAACCACCAGCGUUAAUCAUGACAAAGAAAAUAACAACCAAGUGCCAGGUGAAGAAGUUCAAUCGAUAAAUCCAACCGAAGUCAACAACGGUCAGGGGGAACUUGGGGGUGAGAUGAAGCAAAAACCUGGCGGGAAAUAUAUCGGGGGUGGGGGUGGGGUGGUCUGCAACUCCCCACCAGAUUCGGCCAAUAAACUCAAACAGAACGGCAAGGUCGACCAGGAGAACGAAAAGGAAAACGAAGAUUCUAUUAAUAACAAUAACCGAGGAGGUGCUAAAGUCGAAGGCAAAUUGGCCAUUAAUUUCGUGCGUAAGAAGAAUGGUUUUGGGGAGAAACAGCAACAGAACUCGAACGGAUUUUACCUGGUGCCCAAGAAUGGGUCCCGUGAUUCUGACGGGUUACCUUUCGAAAUCGAUCUGAACGGGAAAUAUUACUUCCCGACUUACGGGGUCGAAACAGACCCUUCGGACCACACGGAUGCUGCAUCCGAAACCGAAGCUCAGCUAGUUGGUAAAACCAGUACAACCUCAAGCAAUCGGAACAAAUUGCGGGGAAAAUCAACUAUUGUCCCACGUAUGUCCGCUUUACCUCGGACGGAGUCGAUGGAGGUUCAACCGUCAUCCACUUCCGCCGAGGAAGAGUUCGACGAUUUGCCUCGCAACAACGGAUCCGAUUCAGACACGCCAAGCUUGGUGGACAGUUUGGAUGAGGUGGAAAUAACACCUCGAAAGAGGCAUGAGCGCAAAAAAUCCUUAGCCCCACCAUCCCCAGGUGGCAAAUCAACACCUGUGGACCCAACCGGAGAAAGUGGCACCAAAUCCGAAUCCACCAGUUCGAACAAAUCGCCUCGCCACGAGAAGGGAGAAGCUUUUUUUGUACCAAUGAAAGACACCACUGUGAUAAUAAACGAGCACAUCGUCGUUGCCGAUGCAAUGCCUCUCCGAAUCAAGGAACGCCUAAACAAUCGGCAACGGUUAAUCAACUGGAGACGGCAACAGGAGAACGCGAAAAAGCAUCGAAAGAUGAUGCGAUUGAUCGAACAGAAGAGAUUCUACGGAGAGCCUGCGAUCCACGUGAUAAGCACAAUCGACCGAGCAAUAAGUCGCAAAGAAUAUAUACCGCCUUCGGAGAAGAAACGAGUUUUCGGUCAAGCCACAACAACAGCAUUCACCCCGAAGGUACCUCCGAAACCUAAGAAAAAUAACAGUGCUCUUAGAACCGAACUCGGGAUGCUGGAAUCGUAUAAAAUCGACGCAAGGGGAAACAUGCAGAUACAGAACGCUUCUGCCAGUUCGAACAACAGUAGCGCACGGAAAGCCACCAAAAGCCCCUGGGGACAGGCGACUGAGCGACGUCAAGCCAAAGGGCCGGCGGAUUUUUCGGCUCCAUCUACCUCAAGGUCAACGGUCACCUCGGCAACGACCGCUUCCUCCAAAACGCCGAAAAAAGUACCCUCUGUAGAUCCCCGUCGAAAACAAGUCCUCAAAGAUGUCCAACAGAUGACUCUGUACCAGCAAGCAGACCUAACACCGGACAUAGAAGGCGGUCCUCGCCGUAUGUAUCAAAAAACCGAAAUCCAAGAAGGUGACAAGCACAUCGAAAUAUUGGAAAUCGUCGAAUGUGGGGACAGUGCUUCGGGCGGCUACAUUCCCCGAAAGCCGCCCCGAGUGAGAAGUGCCGGCAGUCGCUCCGGUGGCAAUAAAUCAAGAAUUCCGGUCCCCAUCUACAGAUGGGGCCGCUAUAGACGGAGCAACUACUCUCGGGAGAAUAGUCCCCUCAAAUCCGGUGGAAGCAAUCCGAAGGUUGAUCGAAUGAUAGCAGAUCUCCUAAUGGAAGCACUUUCCAAUCCGGAUGACGUAGGUGUCAAAUUUAUCAAAACCCCCGAAGACAUCAAAGACAAAACGAGGAAAUCUCCUAACAACGGUACUGGUCGGAAAGUCGCUGCCCCUUCCAAUUCCAACACUCCAAGACGCUCGGCCAACAGCGGCAAAUAUACGCAACGCUUCGAGGUGAUACCCGAGGAACGAAGCAGCGUCUCCGUCGAAUCAUCCACCGAUGAGCUAUCUCCGGGCAAAAACAAAAAACACGCCUCGCCCCGCCGCGUUAGCUUCGACGAAAACCACAAAAUACUCAACGUGGAAGAAUUCCAACCGCCAACCGCAACAAGGUUGUCCCCCAAAAUGGGUCCCUCACCCAAACCCUCCCCAAAACCGUCGCCCAGCAAGAAAACGACGACGACUGCGGCCACACCAUCCCCCAAGGCACCUGCGCUCAGAAAGAACGGCACCACGACGACCAGCCGCGGCAAGGCGGCCAUCCAGAGCGAUGUGGUCGAGGAGAAAGGCUGGAUUGGGUUCAGUACCCAGCACCACGACGAAGGGACCACCCCGGUUAAUGGCGAUGAAGAAGACGAAGAAGACGUUCACCGAUUGCUAGUGACGGUGAACCAUCCCGUAGAAACUAAUGGUAACCUUAGUGCGAAUCUAGCCGCAAAUGAGCAUGACCGUAGAAGCAUUGUUAAAACCAUCAUUACUGGCAACACUGCACGGGACACGGAGGGCAAAGUGUACAGUCAUAUCGAAGACCCCUCCUCUGUUCAUACUCAUUCGAUCGAUCACUUUCACCAUCAUCAUCAUCAUCAUCAUCACCAAAGUGUGAACAUCAACGUGAAACACCACCAGUCGACUCCGGUGAGAUCGGUGACUUCCGUAGAUCAAGUUCGAUCUACCGUGGCCACGGUCGGGUCGAGAAAUAGCCGCAAUGGGGCCACUGGUAUCACGACGAUUUCAUGUAACACCACUGAACUGAAUAGAGUACAUGACAACUCGGACAAUGAUAUGCUUUGCACCCUGGGACGAUACAUUCAGAACGGUUCAGGGAACCAUUUGACCGUAGCCACACCGCAGAACAAUCGUAAACUAACCAGUGGUGAAUUUUCAGACGAAUCUUGCUACACCGAUAGUCUCAACUUGAAACCCUCUCCGGUGCGUUCACUCGAAGCUAGAAUCCCACGAGAGAUUACUAUUCCUGUACAUUUCGAGUCAGAUAUACGAUCUUCGAAGCAUGGUGGCCACACUGUAAGCGAACUCAAGUCGACUGCAGAGUCCGUGAAAGAGGUAAAUUUCAAUCCCUUCUGUGAAACAAAUGAUUCGAUGCAUCCCUAUUGCCAGAUACGAGAGGAAAACGCUUGGCAUGUUUACGAAACGGGAGACUGUAAAGUUUUCCAAUCAAAGAUUGAGUACUAUGAAACGUCGAUUCACCGAACACCACUGACGGAGAACCAUCAGAGUCUGUUCGGGAAUGUGGCAGACAGAACACCGGAAUCAUUACGAUCGGCUUUGAUCAAAGCCAAUUUCGAUAAUCACGAGCUGGUGCCGCACAAUUCCAAAUUGGAGGAUCGCCUCAACAUUUCUUCGUCUAAUACUACUGACAGCAAUCGGAUCCCUAUAAUUGCCCCUCUGAGAAGUUCUGCAGCAAGCGAAGAAGUCCCGAAAACCUCCGAAACCUGUAGUAGCUGUUGUUUUUGUAAUCCCGAUCUUCACAACAGCGCAGCAAAUCCCGCCGAAAGUUGCUUCUACUGCCAAACAAAAGCUCAAACACCUAGCAAAACCUUUCCCACUCCACCUACUCCUCCAAACAUCCAAAUGUCACCAAUACCUCCCUCACCCAAAACACCAAUCACGGAGCUAACACCUACCCCAACACUCCAAGAAAUACCUCUCCCUACGAAAACGCCCCAAAAACCUCCAGACAUUUUCGAGAGCAGUACUAAACAAACGCCAAGCUCCUCGAAUCCCAACCUGAACCCCUUCUCUCAAGAUUCCUCCACAAAUUGUCCUCCCUCGCAAGAAUCCAGCAACGCAUCAGCCCUCAUCAACGGUCUCUACACCGAAACCACCAAAAAGACUGACCAUACUCACACCAAAAUCAAAACCAAAGCAUCCGACACGAUCAGUACCAAGUGCAGUACAUCGAACGAAAAAAUCAAACGCUCCUAUGUGCCAUCAACUGCCGAAACGGACAAUCUGGAGGCAGUCUCCAAGAAGCUUACCCGCAAAAAAUCGGAAACCACUGUCCUUAACCGACCCAAACACACCAACAACAUCAACCGGGCGACCAGUGUUGUAACCUCGAUCAAGAAAGAGAUCAAAAACGAAAUCAAAGCCCCCCUCAGCACCAAGGUCCUGCCAAAAACGGCGAAAGAGCUCAACAACCGCAAGGAACGGGACAAGCAGAUCACGCUGAACCUUCCCUUGGACAAAGCAACCCCAUCCAAACAGGAAAAGGCAAAAACUUCCCUAGGAUUCGAAACCCAGAACAAAGACAAACCAACACUCGCCUGCGGUUCAUCCCAGAGCUACGACGAAACAAGUUCGUCUUGUUCCACCGACACCAGUCCGAACUCCAGCCCCUUCAAAAAGUGUGCAGCACUUCCACCGGCAACCCGCUGGAAGCACAACAGCGAACGGAACCUAACCCAGCUGACAAUGCAGAAAAUUGCCACCGUCAGCAAGUGGGGCAACAAGUGGAGAAAAGCGGUCCGACACAACGACCCAUCGGAACCACCAACGCCAACACUGCUGCCGAACGAGACCAAAAGCCCCAUUCGGAUGCGACCGAGCGAUCAACGAACGACGACGACAGACACUGCCACUUCGGCCGUUGUCGGCGUUCCCCCCAGUAGUGCCGUCGUCGGAGGAGGAAUCACCCAAAGCACUACGACCAGCCAAGGUUGGACAGUAACUGUAGCCGGUAACUACAAUCCAGACAUGGCACCGGAUGUAGAAAUGCGACUCAGCUUCCCGAAGCAGGGGAAUCCGACUGGUAAAAAUGCCCUUGGGAACGGACCAACCGGAAAUGCGGGAGGCAGCGGUAAACGAAACGGCCACGGUCCCCUUCUGAAUGGGCACCACGAGAGCGGAUGUGGUUAUCCGUCGGGAAGUCCCUCCCGGAACCGGAAGCAGUACAUCGAAGAUGUGCUCAACAUUCCGGGACGUCCGAAUGGUGUUGGAACCGGGAGCGGUGGUCAACACUACACCGUAUUAGAUGACGAUGGGUACAGUGUAGGUCGGGGACCAGGCCGCCAAGCACUACCUCCACCGCCGGUAGGAUUCAACCCAAAGCGGACGCUCUCGAGGGCCGAAGGAAAUGGUGGCGGCAAAGACUAUCGUCUUCCAAAUGUUGGCACAUCGAACAACGUUACCGGAAGGCAGAACACGAAGAAAGCAAUCAAGGUACUGGAUAGGACCAUGGAAUGUAGUGUCGUGGCUUCCGCUACAACGAGAACUGUCGCCAACAAGUACCAUAUGCUAUCUCACCAGCAUCAGCACGAACCAACCCAGCAUCAUCAUCUGCAACCGCAGCAACAGCCUCCGCAACAUUACCAUCAACAUCAGUCGCAGCAGCAGCAACAUAAAUAUAAUUUGUCUUCCUCCUAUCAGCCAUCAUCCUCCUCAGGCGUCGGUGGUCCACCGACAUCAAUGACAACCGGUCCCACGAUCCCCGGAGGCGGCGGAAUUCGCGGCGGUAGACCACGUGCCAUGUCCAUCCAAUCACUCCAUCAUGCCUCCUCCACAUUGCAAAAUGGUGCCGGUGUCAGUAGCAAGUAUCUGCCACCGAACAACGCACAUCAACCGCGCUACCAUCACGAUCCAUCAACCCUAGAAUAUGGAAGUAACAUGCCGUACGGAAUGCCCGGCAGCCGACGGAUGUCCCUGGACAGUCAGCACGGCGGCCAUCUGGACAACCUAUCCGUGAUGGGGAAUGCCAUUGCACCGGAACUCAAACCCAAAGUACCAACCAUGAGCGAGCGGGAUCUCACCAGGAGGCACCACCCCUGCUACACCCGCAAUCAACCGUACUUUUCCUAAAAUAAAUUGUAAAAGAAAAACUUGUUUUAGUACCGAUGAAUAAGUGCAUUUGAUGUCAUCGGAAAGAAUUGUAAACAAUACUAUUCACUCUGCUACACGCAAUCAUGCAAACACCUUAGAAAACAAAAUUAGACCAAUGGCUAGCGAAAAGAAAGAGAACGUGAUUCGUUCGAUUUACAUUUAUAUAUUAGUACGUAGUCUAUAGGAUAAGGACAAAAAAAUCCCGUUCGUUCAUUGUUGUGUUAAAAUGUUUCAUUCCCCAGAAUAUUUCGGCGGUUAGUCCCCCAGGUUUAUCGAAAAAUUGACUCCCUCGGAAAAAAGUUAGAGCUUUGUUACAAUUCGGUUGCAUUUAAUCCGCUAAACGUAGCGGAUCCUAUUGAAGUAUUAUUCCAGCAUUUA
Uranotaenia lowii is the source of this 10103-nucleotide messenger RNA. RefSeq lists its product as uncharacterized. NCBI's taxonomy places the organism in Eukaryota, Metazoa, Arthropoda, Insecta, Diptera, Culicidae. The coding region runs from base 1089 to 9704 and encodes 2871 amino acids. The record is from RefSeq and is a predicted model, not a curated record. The transcript is spliced from 10 exons.